CAAGCAAGAAGAGCCCCUCUUCGUCCUCGCACCAGCUUCCAGCCUACAGCUCCCGGCCGCCUUCUAACCGACGGCACCUACAAUGCCUGCUGCUGCAACGUCUCCUCGUCCUCGUCUCUUCUGCCCUGCUCGUACACCAAUAUAAUAGUGUUUGGUAGAUGUUACCGAGAUCGAGAUGGGAUGAAUUUCAGGCAAAAAAAUUGUAUUUUCCCCCCUCCUCCUAUCGCUUGCUUCUUCUCUACCUCUCCGCCUCACCUCCUCCUCCUCCAUAUAAGUAAUAAGAAGCCCGCCCAGCUCUCGCCGUGGCCGUCAUCAGUAGCAGUAGGUGGUCAGUCAAUCCUCCGCUCGCCAUCCAUUUGAUCGACCUCCCCUGCUGCUGACCGGCCACCCAUCGAUCGCGGCGCGGCCAAGCGAUCCCCGCCAGCCAUAAAGGCGAGCGCGACGGAGGGAGGGGGAGAGCAAGUGCACUGUUGCAUUGCUGGCCGCCUCUGUCGUCGCCGUCCGUCCGUCCGUCUUGCUUGCUGAGGAAGGAGGGGAGUGGUUGCGGCAUGAGGCGAGCGGGAACGGCGCGCGGCGGCCGGGGCCACGGCGCGGCGGCGGCGGGGCGGGCGGGGAGGGUGAUGCGCGCCGCGGUGUCGGCCUUCUUCGGCGGGUACCACUGCUUCUCCUCCGUGGCGGCGCUGCUGGCUCUGCCGUUCUCGGCGGCCGUGCUGGCGUCCGAGGCGGCGGCGCCGUCCUCGCCGGCGCUGCGCGGCGCGGCGGCGCGGCUCCGGGCCGUGUUCGCCGCCGCGGGGUUCCCGCCGUCGCCCUUCUUCGCGCUGCUCGAGGCCAAGCUCGCGCAGACCGUGUUCACGUUCGCGGCCACGCUGCCAUUCGCGCUCACGUUCCUGCUGCUCGCCAAGGCCUGCGUCGCCGCCAUGCUCCGUGACGACGGCGACGGCGCGCCGCGGCCGCCCCGGCGGCGGCGGCUCGCCGCGCUCCCGCCCUGCGGCGCCGUGGCCCGCGCGUACCCGGCCGUCGCCGCUACGCACCUCGUCAACGCCUUCCUCAUGCUCACCGCCAACGCCGCGGUGUUCUCGCUGCUGCUGCUCGCCUUCGGCGCCGCCGACCUGCUCGGCCUCACCUCCCACCCCUGGACGCUCGCGCUCUCCGCCGCGGGCGCCAUCGUCUACUCGCUCGCCGUCGGCGUCGCCACCGUGGUCUGCAACCUCGCCGUCGUCGUGGCCGCCACGGAGCCCGGGUGCGCGGGCCACGCCGCCGUGCUCAGGGCGUGCGUGGCGAUCAGGGGCAGAGUGUCCACCGCGCUGGCGCUGGCGCUGCCCACCAACCUCGGCAUGGCGGCGGCCGAGGCGCUGUUCGGGCUCCGCGUCAUCGCGCAGCGCCGGAGGGCCGGGAGGCUCGCGCCGGGGGUCGCCGGCGAGGCCUUCUCGAUCGCCUACAUCCACGCGAUCUGCGUCGUGCUCGAGAUCAUCGUCAGCUGCAUGUUCUACCGGAGCUGCAAGAGGAGUGAAGCGGACGAGCUCAGAGAGCUCGAGCCGGAGGAGAAGGGUGACCUCCAGGCUUGAGCUAUCAUGUCUCAGCUCAGCUUCAACUGCAGUCAGGUGUAAAAGAAACGGCAAAUCUCACAACAAAUAGCCACACAGGAUCAGAUCAAAUGGUACAGAGCUGAUCCAGAGAAAUAUAGAGAAUUAAGAUAGGUUUCUGCAUAUGUUUUAUUUUUGUUGGCAAGCAGAUGAAAGGUUGAGGUCAAAUAAAUCAUUGUUAUCUUGUACAGAAGGAAAUAAGUACCUUCUACUGAAA
Messenger RNA from Panicum virgatum (switchgrass), 1800 nucleotides. RefSeq lists its product as uncharacterized. The record is from RefSeq and is a predicted model, not a curated record. Lineage: Eukaryota; Viridiplantae; Streptophyta; Magnoliopsida; Poales; Poaceae. The transcript has a single exon. The coding region runs from base 549 to 1565 and encodes 338 amino acids.